Centruroides sculpturatus (bark scorpion) is the source of this 600-nucleotide messenger RNA. Its product is annotated as KRAB-A domain-containing protein 2-like. Gene Ontology annotation, molecular function: nucleic acid binding. The transcript has a single exon. The coding region runs from base 151 to 600 and encodes 149 amino acids. Lineage: Eukaryota; Metazoa; Arthropoda; Arachnida; Scorpiones; Buthidae. The record is from RefSeq and is a predicted model, not a curated record.
CUAAACGCGUCGUAGAAGUUGCAUACCAUCUUUUAAAUAUUUUCACCAGUUUUGGAGCGCCGAGCAUCCUUCAUUCCGAUAAUGGUCGAGAAUUCUCUAACCAAGUUAUUGAGAGUUUAUGCUCCAUGUGGCCGGAUGUAAAAAUCGUACAUGGAAAGGCAAGACAUAGCCAAAGUCAAGGAUCAGCAGAGCGUGCUAAUCAAGACAGAAAAUAUGUUGAGUACGUGGAUGGAAACCAAUCAGUUAUCAAAGUGGUCAGAGGGUUUAAGAUUCAUUCAGGUAAAGAAAAAUAGAGCAUAUCACGAGGGAAUCAAAUGUUCUCCCUAUGAAGCAAUGUUUGGUUGUUCAAUGAAAAUGGGUCUUGCAACUUCAGCAAUCCCUAGUGAUAUGAUUAGAGUUAUAAGAUCUGAAGAAGAUUUAGAGAAGUUGUUGCAUUCGCAUGACAAUAUGGAACAAAAUAAUGACGUCGAAAAUGCAAUCGAACAGGACAAGGAAGAAAGCAUUGUUGAAAAUGAGUCAGAAGCGGAUAUAGACAAUAGUACUCUCAACGAUAAAACACAAGAAGAUGAAAUGGUUAUUACUGAGAAAAUGAAAGCUUAG